Molecule: messenger RNA, 2537 nt
Organism: Protopterus annectens (West African lungfish)
Lineage: Eukaryota; Metazoa; Chordata; Ceratodontiformes; Protopteridae
Gene: IFT81
Product: intraflagellar transport 81
Exons: 19
Coding region: 341-2413 (690 amino acids)
Biological process (GO): cilium assembly; intraciliary transport
Cellular component (GO): cilium; centrosome; intraciliary transport particle B
Molecular function (GO): tubulin binding
Source: RefSeq, a predicted model, not a curated record
UUAGGUCCAAAUUGGGUAAAAAAACAUUUUACUAAGCAUUAAUACACAUCGACAAAACAAAAACAUUUUUGUAAUGUCUAUUCAUAACACCUCGUCUUCUUCUUUCGGCUUUUCCCGAACAGAGGUUGCCACAGCGGACCACUUAUCCGUUUGCCAAACACUCUCCAACCCAAUCAGAGCGACCUCCAUAAUAUUCUGCUUCCCGCGAACAGCGAAAGUCUUUAGUUAAUUUCCGGUUAGCAACCGCUCGGAAGUUGUCGGUUUCUAGGAACUUGGUUUGUCGGAGUAUCUAAAGAGAAGGAGUCACCGAUUACGUUUUUGUGGACUAGGUUUAUCCAAAAUGACUGACCAGAUCAAAUUUAUUGUGGAGCAGCUUAACAAAGAGCCUUUCAAGAAGAAUUUUAACCUGGUCACAUUUGAUUCACUGGAACCAAUGCAGUUACUGCAAGUUUUGAAUGAUGUUCUUGGUGAAAUAGAUCCAAGGCACAAUGUUGACCUGCGAGAGGAAAUGCCAGAUCAUACUGCAAAGCGCAUGUUGGGUCUUCUUGGAAUAUUGAAGUACAAACCCCCAGGAAAUCCUGCAGAUAUGAGCUUAUUUCGUCAGGGUAUUGUCCUUGGAAGUAAACCUGUUAUUCAUCCAGUACUGUACUGGCUGCUUCAACAAACCAGUAAACUCAAGAAACGAGCAUAUUUGGCACGUUUUCUUGUGAAAGUGGAGGUUCCUGAUGAAUUUCAGCAAGAUGAAAUUAUUGCCGACACUUACAAGCAGUAUGAAGAGAUGAUGGAAAGAUUCAAAGCACUGCAUAAAGAGUGUGAACAGUUAAAGACAUCUGGAUUUUCUACUGCUGCAUUACGAAAGGAUAUUAAUGCAAUGGAAGAAGAGAAGGACCAGCUUGUCAAGAGAGUGGAGCGACUUAAGAAGAGAGUGGAAACAGUGCCAAAUCAUCAACGUAUGCUUGAGCUGGCCAGACAGCUACGAGUAGAGAAGGAAAGAGAAGAGUCUUUAGCGCACCAAAAGCAAGAGCAAAAGAUUCAGUUAUUCCAUGCAGAGCAGAGAUUACACAGAGCCCAGCAGCAACUGAAGGACCUUAGCCAUGCAGCAACAGAUGCAAAUCCUGAAAGUGUAAUGAAACGAUUAGAGGAGGAAAUGAAAUUUAAUUCUUAUGUGGUUACUGAGAAAAUUCCAAAGGAGAUGGAUAUCAUAAAGAAAGCUGUGCAGUGCUUAGAAAAAGUAGUCAAGGAGCCUGCAAUGGGUCAGUCUGACCUUAAUGAACUCAGAGACAAGAUUCACAAAGUCAAUGCUGAGAUUAACCAAUUAACUGAAAAGAGAAUGAUGAGAAAAGAUCCUUUGGAUGAUAAACUUCCACUCUUCAGACAGCAGGCAUCCAUAGUUUCCCGUAAGAAGGAAGCAAAGGCAAAAGAGCUUCAGGAUGCAAAGGAAGAGUUGCUGAAUAUUGAACGAGAUCUGAUGCAAAAAGCAAAUCAGGCCCAAGAUAUUGAUGGUACUGGGAUGCUGAAAGGUGAUGAGUUCAAACGCUAUGUCAACAAACUUCGGACGAAGAGCACAGUGUAUAAGAAGAAACGUCAGGAAAUUGCAGAGCUUAGAGCAGAGAAUGGCGUUCUACAGAGAACAGAAGAACUUCUAAAACAGCAGCAUGAGAUCAUGCAGCAACAACUGCAAUCUGUUGAAGCAAAGUGUGGCAUUUCUGGCUACAGCAAUACCCAGGAAGAGCUGGAGAGGGUAUCCACCUUGAAGAGUGAAAUGGAUGAAAAGAAAGAACGCUCCCUAGACUUUAUGUCUGAGAUGGUGAAGGAAUUAAAUUCCAUUAUAGCUGAGAAGAAGUCUGCACUAGCCCCUGUUAUCAAAGAGCUGAGACCUUUAAGACAGAAAUGCCAGGAAUUAACAGAGGAGCAUGAUGAGAAAAAAAGGCAAUAUGACAGUUGUGCUGCAGGUCUGGAAAGCAGCCGAUCCAAACUUGAGCAGGAGGUGCGAGGAUUAAGAGAAGAAUGUGCACAGGAAGAAAGCCAAUAUCACUAUAUUAAUUGCAUGAAAAAGAUUAUAGAAGUGAAGAUGCAGAGAGCUGCUGAUGAAAUGAAAAUGUAUGCAUCUGCAGAUCCACAAGAAAGAAGAAGGGCAAUUAGAGAGCAGUACACUAGAAAUAUCCUUGAGCAAGAAAACCUUGGGAAGGAACUACGAGAGAAGCAAAAAUCUGUAAGAGAGAACCACGGCCCAAACAUGAAACAGGCAAUGAUGUGGCGUGACUUAGAACAGCUCAUGGAAUGCAAAAAACAGUGCUUUAUAAAACAACAGAAUCAAAAUUUGUCUGGUCAAAUUAUUUCUGGAGGAGGAGAAAAUAUUCAAGGAGGAGGAGAGAAUAUUCAAGACGGAGGAAAAGAUGUUCUUUUUCUGUGAAAAGUUAUUGAAUGCCUUCAGUUUCACACUGGCUUGUGAUUCCAAGCGAAGAAAAAUACUUCUUCAUUAUGCAUUCUGUGUCAUGCUUGCAGUUCCUCUUAAAUAAAACAUAUUUCAUUGCCAA